AUGGCGGCCUCAUUGUCGGAAUAUGAAAAUUCCAUGUUUCUUGAGCUCAUGGACGACGAUGGCUUGUUCGUUACAGCGAAGUACGUAAGCUUUUCAAAGCAAAAAACAUAUCUUGAUUUCUGCUUGAAUUUAUAUGCACAAAACUAACGACCAUUGAUGGAGGGCGAACAACUAUAGCUGUUUAUUUCAGCUUGAGUUUAAGCUUAUGUUCUACAAUUUCAUUCAUUACCUCAUAUAAAUGUACAACAGAUAAAAUUGAUUGAUUGAUUACAAGCGUGAUCUGAGAAGCAUAAACAUUGAUACCUGUAAGCUUAAGCCGUAGUUACUAAAACAAGGAAUGACCUACAAUGACCUACAAGGAUCUACAAUGACCUACAAUGACCUACAAUGAUCUACAAUGAUCUACAAUGACCUACAAUGAGCUACUAUGACCGAACGUGUAACCCCUGUAAUGAGCUAAAAUGAAGAUUUUAGAAAAAGACAAAAAAAAGACCAGGGGACGUGUGUCGUAGUUACUAAAACAAGGAAUAACCUACAAUGACCUACAAUGACCUACAAUGAUCUACGAUGAGCUACAAUGAGCUACUAUGAGCUAAAAUGAGUUAAAGUUUAAGUCCUACAAUGAGCUACAAAAUGACAGACACUGAUGUUUGUCGUGUGUCACGCUUGGAUGUGACACUAGGCUCAUAGUAUUAAAUUGCCAAGCACAUUUUGAAAAGGCAAAACAAAAAUUGUGCCUGAUCUCAGGUAACUUGAGAAACUCGAAAAUAGAUUAUUGCAAUCGCGUUUUUACUGGUAUAGCACUAUUAUACCCUGUAUUGACGGAAGUCAUGCAGGCACUCCCUUAUUUGGCCUAGAUGGGUAUGGGCCGCUGAGCAGGAUAUGGAUUUUACUAUUUAGCGUUACAAACAGAGCAUCCUCUUGGACCGAAAGCCAUUUAAAGGGUCUUAUGAUGUCUUAUACAGGCCAGGGUACUUAAAAAAAAUGAAUAAUUUUUCUUUUGAACAGGGUCAGAAUUUGAAGGCCUCCUGUGUUAAUCUCUACCCUUACGUCCCUUGAAGAUCCCCCCGGAUCGACUGUUGGGGUGACUGUGUUUGUUCAAUUUGUUUGAAAAAAAGACAAGACAAAAUAAAACUAAUGUGAAAGGUUGCAAGGGAUGGUUUGGACAAAAGUCACAGUAUCAUCAUACAUAUAUUAUUACACUGUAAAUUUAUCUCCAAGCGUAAUAAUCAGAGAUGCUGUCAUCGUUAAAUGGGCUGUCAUGCAGUAGACUAAACGUGCUACGUUUACGCACACAUGUCCCCUGAUCUUUUUUUUUUUUGUCUUUUUCUAAAAUCUUCAUUUUAGCUCAUUACAGGGAUUACACGUUCGGUCAUAGUAGCUCAUUGUAGGUCAUUGUAGAUCAUUGUAGGUCAUUGUAGGUCAUUGUAGAUCAUUGUAGGUCAUUGUAGGUCAUUGUAGGUCAUUGUAGGUCAUUCCUUGUUUUAGUAACUACGAAGCUUAAGCUCAUGGGGUGACUGCUCCAAAACACGUGCUGACAAAUUGCAAAAGUUGCAAAAUAGAACAGCAGGAUUAUUACUCGGGCUGAUUACUCUACCAGAUCAUCAGAUGUACUAAAUUCUUUAGAGUGGUCAAACUUAGAAGAAAGAAGAAAAAGACACCUAUUAGUUACGAUGGGGGGCUACUUUAGGAAUUUCUGGGUGGGGAUGUGCCGCUGGGACCCUGGAACCCUUAACCUAACCAGAGCUAGUUCAGCUAAAUUUUGCUACCCUGUACUAGAGUAAACUCCCCAAAUCCCCCCUAUCCUAGAGUAGUUGUUUCCCCUACUAAAAUCUUCAACCAACUGAUCAGUUUCCUGAAAAAUGAUACCCUAUUCUAGACCCAAAUGUUCUGAUUUAUGUACCCUAUCCUAGAGUAAACUGCUUGAAAACCAUACCCUUCACAGCGGCACAUACCUAUAUAGCCCUUAUAUGGCAGUGGUCCCCCCCCCCCUGGUUGUAUCAGUUCAUUCUUAAUAUCUGUGGUUUGUAGGGGUUUGAGCAUGGAGAGAGUAAUAGCAAGUUUUCUGAAGAUACACUGUGUCACAAGUGAUCCGUCUUCUAUUUCAUUGGUCCUGGUGAUUAAUACAACCGAUCAAGAAGAGGUGAUAAUGAACAAUAUUAUCAGUUGAGGUUUUUGUGAUAUCUGGAAUUAUCAAGGUCCUUGAUUCUUCUGGAUAUCACAAAUACAGAAUCCAAUAAUUGUUUUAAUAAACAUGUAUUUGAAGAACAUAACUACAAACCGCCAUGCAUUGCACUCAACACUUUUUUAUAUUGUUCUUGGAAAUCAUACAUUGCGCACUCAGCCUUGAGAUUAGUUAUUUAAACUGUAGGUUGCACUGAUUAAAAAAUAAACCGUAGGCUCUCAGCCAAUGAGGAGACAGAUAGUGAGUACAAAAUCAUAUUGCAGAAACAAAGAUUUGCACAAAAAUUCUCUAGUACGCAAGAAGUGAUUUCUCCCCACAAAUUGUAUACAGGUCAGGUGACAAGUUGUGCAAAACAUUAUGUUUUGCACAACUUGUCACCUGACCUGUAUACAAAGAGUGAUUUGUUGACACGUCAUAUUGCUAUGAUAUGUCGCUUAGUGUGUCCCAACUCAAGUGUACAGUUUAUACUUUUUUGUUUUCAGGUGUCCUUUCUUCUUUCUUUAUUUGCUUGUGCUGAUUUGCAGAAUUUUAUUUUUUUACAGGAUUAUAUUCUUGAUGAGUUGAAGUCUGGAGAUGUGCCACUCCCAAAAGUCAUCACCACUGAAUUCAGUUCCUCAGAGAGGUAUGUGCAGCGUGCAAAGAAAGUUGUGUUGAGUAGCCUGGGGCUAGUGAAUUUUGCUAUUGGACUAGUGGAUUCUUUGCUUAACUUGCCUGACAGGCUAGUGAAGUUUUUUUUGGAAUCAAUCCCGCUCAUCGAAAAUCUUUUUCUGGCUACAUGUAGUUAAAAAAUUACUUGUGUGGCUAGUAUAUGCUAACUUCAACAUGCUCAAAGGGCAAGCCUGUUAACUGGCAUUCUUUGUACCCUGCUAAUGAAUAUGAAGAAUAUGAAUUUACCUUGUAGGACAAAGGUUUUUCUAAAAAAUAAAAAUGACAAUUAAAUUUGGCUAUUUUUGUGUUGCAGAGAGUCUGUGUACCUCAGUGGAGGGGUUCUGUUUGUGACAUCAAGAAUCUUAGUGGUAGAUAUGUUGACCAAGAGACUUCCCAUUCAUUUGGUUACAGGGAUUGUUGUAUAUCGUGCUCACAAGUAUGUUAAAGGUUUUGCUUGAUAUUUUAGUCAAGCCCUUCUCUACGGUCACCUGCUUAACCCUUUAAGCCUUCGACUUCGACUUUUCACCUUCUUUUCUUCAAUUGAUGUGAAACAGCUCUAGCUCAUAGUUCGAGGAGGCCUAACCUCUCAUAAGCUCCUAUAGUUUCUGUUAGGUCUCCUUGCCACUUCUUUUUUUUUUCUUUUCCUAUAUUUUUUGUAAUUAUUGUGUGGCAAAUAAAAUAAAAUAAAUAAAAUAAAUAAAUAAAAAGCCCCAAUAUCCACAUACAAAUUCUCCAAACUGAUCUCUAUACAUUUCCUUCAAGAAUAAGUUGAGAGAAUUUGAUAAAAGAUAGCGGCAUUUUCCCCUAGGUGAUCAUUUUAUUAAUUCUCAUAACCUAAUCUCUUGACAUUGUAUGGAUAUUAUUAGGAGAAAAUUGACGUUAGUCACUAUUGGGACUUAAAGGGUUAAUAUGAACACCUCAUUAUUACGGAUAGUUUACUUUGUCCCUGAGGAAAGAAAGCCCUUACAUUUUCUCUAAAUUCAACCCACUAAAUAUGGAUAUUCUGUUAAUAUGUACGCUUUGUUUGGCCCCCUCUGUGUCCUUAUUAAAGGGGUUUGACUGCAUGUACUCAAUGAAUUUAAUAGAAUUAUAAUAAUUAGAUAUUAAUCAUGAUGUUGCAAUGCAAUUUCUCUAGUCAGUUAUAUAAUGUUACUAGCAUUUCUUUUUCAGAAUCAUAGAAUCUUGCCAGGAGGCUUUCAUACUACGACUUUACCGCGAAAAUAAUAAGGUACGCAGUGGGACAUAGCAAUUUCAUACUAAGGUAGCUGACGGUAUGAGCAUUUUAAGGGCCUGUUUAUGCGGAGGUGGGGGACCCCAGAUACAUGUAGGUGAGGUAACAUGUGGUGGGUCACCCCACCAAUCAUGUAAAGGUGAUCAAAUAAAAAUGAGAGAUUACAUGUAUAUGCGGGGCUUCUGAUAUUUCGCGGAAAAAAAAGUAAAAUUUAGCGGGAUUUUCAGGGGCAAAUUCGCGGAAAAAUCGGCCGAUUUCGCGGGAUUUUCGCGGGAAAAAAGUCAAAAUUCGCGGAACAAUCGACUGAUUUCGGGCGAUUUUCGCGGGAGAAGAGUCAAAAUUCGCAGAAAAAUCGGCCCAUUUCGCGGGAUUUUAGCGCAAAAAAGUCAAUUUUCGAAAGAUUUUCAGGGGCAAAUUCUUAGGAAAAUCGGCCAAUUUCACGGGAAAUUUUGGGGGGAAACUUCGCCAAGGAACAAUCAGUAAAAAACAGCCGAUUUCGCUGGGGUUGUUUAUGGCAAAUUUCGCUAAAAUCGAUCAAUUUGGCGUCGAUAUGACCAGCGUUGGUGAAGGUUUUUUUUAACAGGGAUAAUCAUUUGCUCUUUUAACAACAGUUCGCUCGAGAAAUGAGCAAAUGUUAAAGCUAUAAACAUUAUGGUUAGUGCCCAGUUUUUCGCAACGUUCAUCUUAAAACGCCUGGUAGUUUUGGGACGUUGUUUACUCGUUGCAGUGACGAAGCUUCAAGCUAAAUUUGGACGUUUGGGGUAAAUAAAACCGGUCUGAUAGCCAAGAUAAGUAUUAAAUAUGUUUUGCCGACAUGUAUUUGGAAAUAUUUCUGGCGGAUUUCGCGGUAUUUUGCGGGAUUUCGCGGAAAUACCUGAAUUUCACGGGUCCGCGACCGCGCGAAAUAUCAGAAGCCCUGUAUAUGGACUGACAGGUUACCCCACCUAAGCAUGUUACCUCACCUAACUGGGGUCCCUCACCUCCAUGUAAACAGGCCCUUAGAUUUGUCUCUGUCAAUGUCCUCUUGGUUUUAAGUCCAGUCCAAAACAUCACACAUAUUUUUAUUCGUAGCUCAGGACCAAGUUUAAAUCUGUUUAUGUUUGUUGAACUUGCCGCAGUGAAUCAUCAAGGUGAUAAGGUACAAAACAGGACUUCCUUUUAUUAUUAGUUACCUACCCUACCCAUAAAAGGUUGACCGUGCCACUGGGUUCUAUGUCUGGUCCUCUGCUAUUUUCAAACAGGAAGAUGUCAAGAUAUAAUUUGUUUUUUUCUUUUUUUUUCAGACUGGUUUUAUAAAGGCUUUCUCAGAUCAUCCACAGGCUUUCACAAGGGGCUUCUUUCAAGUGGAAAAAGUUAUGAAAAACCUCUUUGUUAGAAAACUCUACCUGUGGCCAAGGUACAUGAAUUUUCUUCUUCUUCUUCCAUGUAACCCCACCUCUUUCAAAAGUGAAGAUUGUUAUGAAUUGACUGUUACAUAGAUAAUGCUUUAUAAGUGAAAAAGUGAAAUAAUAAUAAUAGUAAUAAUAAUAAGAUUUUUUAUUCAUCAGAUAAAAAUACAUACAGUGUAUCAGAUAUUACACUAAAAUGUAAAGAAGCAAGCGUAAAGUAUUGUAGUAUCCAAGUAAAGAAAAAGAAAUAAAAAUUGUAAAAUCUAAUAUUUCCAUGGCAAGGUUAUUCUUAAGAAUUAAUCUGUUUAAAAAGCUACAUCAACAUUUAUACAAGUAAAGAAGUUAAAAAAAAUCGAAAAUCUAUACAGCUACAUAUGUAAGUUUUACUUAAAAAGCUAUUUUUAAAACAUUCAGUAUUAACACUGGGUCUUAUCAUGGAUCUAUUUUGAAGUCACUCUGAUGAGUCCUUACAGUACAUACCUGGAUGGUUGCAAUGUGUCAGUUUAAAAAGGAGAUGUCAGUCACUUUUCUCCAAGAACUUAUUCUUUGAUGUUAUAACUAACAAAUGUCAGAUACAAUGUUGUGUUGUCAAAAAAAUUUUGAGGGGUGUACGCCCUCCCCAUCCCCCCAUGGAUAGAAUGUAACUUGUUUUUAACAGCCCAUCCUUCAACAUUAAAUUUCUGUAUUUAAAGCCAGUUUAUCCAUGCCCAAACAAUCAUUAUUUGUGUAUCUUUACAUUCAAUUAAUUUGCAUUUUUUUUAUUGGUGAAAUUCAAUAGAUUCCAUGCUACUGUGUCUGCUUUCCUGGAGAAGCACAAGGUAUUAAUUCCUCUAGUGUGUGCUACACACUUUUUCACCGUUGGUGAUGUGAUACAGAUUAAGCACAAGAGCUCGUAUGCAUUACGCUUGAAUAACAGCCAUUGUUAGAACUUUGAUUCCUCAGGAGAUACUGCAAUUUUUUACACUUGGUAGCAGGUCUUUUAUUUUGGUCACACAUGCUCUAUGGAACAGCCUACUUGCUGACGUGCAUGCUGUUAUAUGACACUUAGUACUUUUAAAAGCAACCUUAAGAAGUUUUUGUUUUGGUCUGCAUUUUAAAAAAUUAUUUCCUACUUAGUAAUGUUUUUUAAAUGUGUACAUAGUUGUACUAUUGAUCAGCAUAUGUUAAUAGCACUACAUGUAUAAAUUAAAUUAUUAUUGUUAUUAUUAUCACAUUGUUUGCAUGUUAACUAGUGUUUGGGAAUCAGCACAGAAUAUUUAUUGUGCUGUGUUUACACCUUGGGUACCUGAGAUGAAUUCCUUUUAUGUGUGUCUUCUCAAAAUACAUGUGGGUGGCUGAUGUUCUAAGCUUGUCUAUACAUGUUGAGAGGUACAUGUAACAAUAAAUUAUUUUUACCAAAAUAUUUAUUUUUCAGCCAGAAGUUAUAGAGCUUCAUCUACACUUAACACCCUCAAUGCUGGCUAUUCAAACAGCAGCUCUAGAUUUGAUUGACAGCUGUCUGAAAGAGCUGAAGAGGGCCAACCCUACUGUGAGUUUUAUCUGAAAUAACUAUGUUGUUUUGUUGAAACCCUCUGUACACACUCAUUUGUAGGAAAUAUUGUACCCUGUAAGACUUCUAUCAAAAAUUCACGGUGGCAAUUUUUGUUAUAGCUUGACCCUGAGGACCUGACGGUGGAGAACAGUAUUAGCAAGUCUUUUGAUAAAGUUCUGAGGUUUCAGUUGGAUCCAAUCUGGCAUCAGUUGGUAAAAUAAAUAUGUUAUCAUUUUUAACCUGUUUAACUAGUGGUUGUUAAGUAGCAUGUUUGUAAUUGUGGAUGGUUUUGUCUAAUUUCAAACCAAGAAGGCCUGGGUACAAGUCUCUAUAUUAUAGGAUAAACAAUGCAAGACCCACAUAGUCAGAAAGACGCACUGAACUUUGCAAAACUCUCAAGUUUGGUAAUAAUGUGGCCAAUAUCGAACAAGAUACAGCUAAUUAAAAACUUGCAACUUUACUGCUAAGAAAUGUAUGGAUUGCCAGACACACUAUCAGGACGUCUAUAUUUCAUAGUCAGGUUUGGAAAUAUUUUUUGAAUGCCUCUAUCUAGUUCAAUAUAUGCGUGAUAAACACCAAAUUUGAGAAUUUAUAAAUCUUGGUUUCCUCUGUCUGACUUGGUGGGCCUCUUGUUGUUUAUCCCAUAAUAAAAUGAGUCAUACCCAACCCCACCCUGGACUUGGUUUGAAAUUAGGCAAUUGACCCAUAAAAGGAGCUUUCCUUUUCUUCUUGUUUAGAAAUGCCAGCUAGUUAGUCACAAGUAAGUUACGAUCAUUAUGUUCCUGGGAAACUUCACACCUACCCCUCUCCUAAGCCAACAUAAACACUUUACUUCUCACUUAGGGGAGUGGUAGGUGGGCAGUUUCCCAGAAAUGUAUGAUAAGAGAUUUCUCCAUGACCAUGAAGUGUCCUCUAUUAAUUAUAUUACAUCUUUAAUGCUCUAUAAUAAAUUAUUUUUGUACAUUUCCAGGGAAACAAGACCAAGCAGUUGGUUGCUGACCUUAAAGUGCUGAGGCUAGUUUUGCUGUAAGCAUCCUAAGUCCUUUUAUUUAUCCUAUUCUGCUAACUCUUUAAGUCCAAAUGUCCACCUACAAAUUCUCCUAACUGGUCUCUAUACAUUUUGUUAAAGGAUAAGUAGAGGGAAUUUCAUGACGAUGACAUCACUUUCCCAGAACUUUUUCUCUUGAUUGUGUAUGGAUGAGUUAUUAGGAGAAAAUUGAUGUUGGUCACUCGUUAGACUUUAAAAAACAUAAAAAGAAUGCAUAGGUGUCAGUUAUCCCUCUCUUGUAGCCUGUGGCUGAAUUGACGCAGGACCAGAGAGGCAAGAACAAACUUAGCAGGUAGUCACAUAUACCACCUUCAUGACAUGGGCUAUUGACUCAGAGGCCAUGGGGGCAAGAGGAAUUUAUUGUUUUAGUAAAAUCCAACUAGUUGGUCAAAAAUAUCGAGAAUAAAAAAAAUUUAGCUAGUUAAAGUUAGACUUGAAUCCUUUUUUGCCGCCAAAAAGCCCGCGCUUUUCGCUACUAGUGGGCUAUAACAUAUAGCCCAGUAGUAGCUCAACCAAUCAAAAUGCAGCAUUGAUAAUAGACCACUAGUUGGAUUUUACUGAUAUCUGAGAUGCACAGUGUCUUCAUAGUUUGGUGUAUGAUAUAUUUAAUGUAGGCCUAUUUGUCUAGUAGAAAAUUUUCUUCAACCUUCUUAGAGCUGUAACUGCGUUUCUUAUUGUUUUGUUGUAGUUACCUUACACAGUAUGAUUGCGUCACCUUCUACAACUUUUUGGAGUCUCUCAGGUAAUCACAAUCGCCAUGUGUCUGAUCGCAGGUUGUAAUCAGAUGGAUGCUUUCAAUUCAGUGUACAUGUAUGUAUCUUUUUGGGUUAUUACUCCACAGAAACAAGAAUUAGAAACAACAAGAACAGUGUGAUUUGCUACAAUGUGUUUAUUACUUCUAGAUUUUUUGUUUAGAUUCAAACUCAAAAGUUAUAUGUCACCUUUUAGGGCCAGCCAACGUGAUGUCAAAAAUCAUUCCCUUUGGAUGUUUAUGGAUGCUGCAGAUUCUCUGUUUGUGGUAAGGUCAUAAAUUAUCAUAUUUUACACACUUGCAAAGCGUUCAUGGUCGAUCCUGCUUGAACACACAAAAAUGUGAGAAUAUUGUGUGUUCUUUCUAGUGUGAUCCCUAUUUUACGUUGGCGUCCUUGUCCGUAGGUUUUAUAUAUUUUCAUUUAUUACGUCUGCUUCCCAAGAAGGCCUAAAGAAAUAAGAACCCCUCCUUCCCAAAGGGCUAACAAGGGAUCAUAUUUUUAUGUCCAUUACUCCGGAACCGUUUUCGAGUUUUUACGUCUUAUUUUAGAGGGUCCUUUUUUUUGGGAGUGGCGACUUUUAGACUGACUUUUCUUUGACUAAAACUAUCGUUUUUCCUGACAGAACGCCAAAGCCAGAGUUAUAGAAAGCACUGAGAGGAAACACAAGAAAAAGAAAGGAGAAAAGUCAGAGCAGUAAGUAGAAAAUGCUGGGAUAAUGCCAAACUACGAAAAGUCUCUCUUUUUUCUUGGUGCGUCGAGCAAAACGCGUGAGACACGAGAUGAGAGAGGCACGAAAAAGGGAGAGGCUACCCUCUUUUUCUUCUCGCGCAGCCGCCCUCGUUUUUUGCGUUUCGCGUCUCGCCGACGCGCACUCCCCUCACAAAAUCUGAAGAAAAUGAGAGACUGCUCACUGUAGAGUGCUGGUAAAAUUGUGGCAAAUGCUGAGAUCAUGGGUUGAUCAACAAACAAGUUAAUAAAUAUGCCAGAUCAACAUAAACAAAUUAGCAAAAAGCUACAAAAGGAUGAAUGAAUAAGUGAAUGACUGAACGAAUGCCGUCAAACUAAAACAAAAAGUGAUGAUAACAAGCGUUUGCGUGGGUAAAAAAACCUAAGGCGCAACAAAUAACUUUACAAACGUACCACAGAAAAAAAUAUGCGUAUUCGCGUCCAUAAACUAUCUGUAUAAAAAUGUAAGUACAAUUGAAAAAUAAAAAUUUGAUCGUUUAUUCAUUCACAUUAUGUUGUGAGAGUUAAUUUUUAAAAGUGUACGGGAAGACCGGUAGACACCUUACACAAAUGUAACUCAUCUUUGAUUUAUAUUUUUUUCAAUUGAUUAAUUUCAGAGAUUCCAGUAAUGACAAAGAUCGGGAAGGUAGGCGUUUCCUUUACUUGUUAUAAGAGACAAUGAAAGGCCUGAACGGUUUGUAGAAAAAAAUUUCGGCUUACUCAGUGAUUUUGUUACAAAUAGUUAUGGUGAGUCCUGGGACUCAUCUUGUGAAAAAUCAUGAGACCCAGUCCAGAACCAAUGAGUCCCAGUAAACAAAGAACGAGUCCGAAAUUGAAAAUGCUUGGGCGUUUAUGUAACCAUUAAUCUGAAGACACACUCUAAAACUGAAACUAAAACAGUGUACUGAUUAUAAAAUAGUCCUUCUAUUUUAAAGCACAACAAAGGCUAAAAGAAAGAUAAUGCGUGGUUAAACAACAGCCAUAAUAACUGCCACAGAAAUUUCACGAACGGGAUAUUUCUACAAAUACACUUGUUGAGAUCGAUCGAUCGAUGUUUGCAUCUUACGGCCGGGACGCAUUCCAUGAAUUAUGACAAGUUAAGAAAAAUACUUGGUUACGCGGUACAAAUUCGCAUAAACGUGAUGCAGACAUGCUUAACCUCUCUGAUAUGGUUACAGUGACGUCAUGUGAAAACGCUCAAUGGAGAAGAAUUGAAUUUAUUAGAUUUAACUGAACUUUGUUUUUGUUGUUUUACAGAAGAAUUUGUUCUUGAAGAGAGUCCUAAAUGGAAAUUACUUGCUGACGUCUUGGAGGAGAUAGAGCGUGAUGACGCCAAAACUGAAGAGAAACGUAAUAAUAUCUCUGUUUUGUUUGGCUUUCUGAAACCGCCCUUCGUUUUUGUUUUCUUGAUGGAACAUUAACGCAUUUUUGAACAAAGAUAUAAGCACGACUAUAAGGUUAGUGCAUAAAGGUAAACUCUGUCAAAAACUUCAGACGUUCGGGAAUUUCUCAUGACCAUUUCUUAUGCCAUGCUUUCUUAUGGAACCAAGUAUAUAAGUUUAUUUUAUGAUAACACGAUUGCGGAGUCUUUUUUUAGGUGUUUCGUUAUUCCUUCUAACUCAAAAUUUCGGCUGUAACUUCGAAACAGUUAUUUCUUUAGAAGGACUGACAAGAUACAUGACCUGGUCACGUGCCAGUCCUACGUUUCCUAGGGAGGUGGUUAGUGACUUUUGACCCAUGACGCAUGACACACUCUUGUCCAAUCGGAAAACGCGCUUGAGUUUUGAUGUAUUAUAACUCGGCCCCUAACAUUGCAUGGAUUAACAAGGACUUUCUAUAGAGUUACUUACAUGAACAGCUCACUUUUUGUGUGUCUUUUUUCCAUGUUUCUUUAGUCGGUCCUGGCCAUGUCCUGAUUGCUGCAUACGACGAAAGAACUUGUUCGCAACUCAGAGACGUAAGUUGCACUACUUGUAACAUAUCAAACGCUAUGAAGCGUGUUUCUUGAUUAUAUCCAAAAAAUCAGAAGUGGUUUAGAAAUGUAUUCUUCUUAUAAGAGUGUCUUAAGACUGACCACCUAACUUAUCUCCCACUCAAUCUUGCGAUUAAAUUUUCUUGAAGCGAUUUCUAUAAUAUUGCUUUGCGUCUGACUUUACUUCCUGAAGUGCAGCUUAAAUAAUUCUCCGCUUAUUAAAAUAUUUUCUCUUAAUGUAGUUCCUGUGUGAUGGAGGCGAGGCUGUGCUGAAACGACUCUACAACAAAAUGUUUAAGAAUUCAGCAACUGUGGCUGAACCCUCAGAAACAGGUAUCACAAAUGCAAAAGGUUUCCAGUUUGGCAAUUUUUGUUAUAGCUUGACCCUGAGGACCUGACGGUGGAGAACAGUAUUAGCAAGUCUUUUGAUAAAGUUCUGAGGUUUCAGUUGGAUCCAAUCUGGCAUCAGUUGGUAAAAUAAAUAUGCUAUCAUUUUUAACCUGUUUAACUAGUGGUUGUUAACCAGCAUGUGUGUAAUUGUGGACGGUUUUGUCUAUUUUCAAACCAAGAAGGCCUGGGUACAAGUCUCUAUAUUAUAGGAUAAACAACGCAAGACCCACAUAGUCAGAAAGACGCACUGAACUUUGCAAAACUCUCAAGUCUGGUAAUAAUGUGGCCAAUAUCCAACAAGAUACAGCUAUUUAAAAACUUGCAACUUUACUGCUAAGAAAUGUAUGGAUUGCCAGACACACUAUCUGGACGUCUAUAUUUCAUAGUCAGGUUUGGAAAUAUUUGUUGAAUGCCUCUAUCUAGUUCAAUAUAUGCGUGAUAAACACCAAAUUUGAGAAUUUAUAAAUCUUGGUUUCCUCUGUCUGACUUGGUGGGCCUCUUGUUGUUUAUCCCAUAAUAAAGGGAGUCAUACCCAACCCCACCCUGGACUUGGUUUGAAAUUAGGCAAUUGACCCAUAAAAGGAGCUUUCCUUUUCUUCUUGUUUAGAAAUGCCAGCUAGUUAGUCACAAGUAAGUUACGAUCAUUAUGUUCCUGGGAAACUUCACACCUACCCCUCUCCUAAGCCAACAAAAACACUUUACUUCUCACUUAGGGGAGUGGUAGGUGGGCAGUUUCCCAGAAAUGUAUAAUAAGAGAUUUCUCCAUGGCCAUGAAGUGUCCUCUAUUAAUUAUAUUACAUCUUUAAUGCUCUAUAAUAAAUUAUUUUUGUACAUUUCCAGGGAAACAAGACCAAGCAGUUGGUUGCUGACCUUAAAGUGCUGAGGCUAGUUUUGCUGUAAGCAUCCUAAGUCCUUUUAUUUAUCCUAUUCUGCUAACUCUUUAAGUCCAAAUGUCCACCUACAAAUUCUCCUAACUGGUCUCUAUACAUUUUGUUAAAGGAUAAGUAGAGGGAAUUUCAUGACGAUGACAUCACUUUCCCAGAACUUUUUCUCUUGAUUGUGUAUGGAUGAGUUAUUAGGAGAAAAUUGAUGUUGGUCACUCGUUAGACUUUAAAAAACAUAAAAAGAAUGCAUAGGUGUCAGUUAUCCCUCUCUUGUAGCCUGUGGCUGAAUUGACGCAGGACCAGAGAGGCAAGAACGAACUUAGCAGGUAGUCACAUAUACCACCUUCAUGAUAUGGGCUAUUGACUCAGAGGCCAUGGGGGCAAGAGGAAUUUAUUGUUUUAGUAAAAUCCAACUAGUUGGUCAAAAAUAUCGAGAAUAAAAAAAAUUUAGCUAGUUAAAGUUAGACUUGAAUCCUUUUUUGCCGCCAAAAAGCCCGCGCUUUUCGCUACUAGUGGGCUAUAACAUAUAGCCCAGUAGUAGCUCAACCAAUCAAAAUGCAGCAUUGAUAAUAGACCACUAGUUGGAUUUUACUGAUAUCUGAGAUGCACAGUGUCUUCAUAGUUUGGUGUAUGAUAUAUUUAAUGUAGGCCUAUUUGUCUAGUAGAAAAUUUUCUUCAACCUUCUUAGAGCUGUAACUGCGUUUCUUAUUGUUUUGUUGUAGUUACCUUACACAGUAUGAUUGCGUCACCUUCUACAACUUUUUGGAGUCUCUCAGGUAAUCACAAUCGCCAUGUGUCUGAUCGCAGGUUGUAAUCAAAUGGAUGCUGUCAAUUCAGUGUACAUGUAUGUAUCUUUUUGGGUUAUUACUCCACAGAAACAAGAAUUAGAAACAACAAGAACAGUGUGAUUUGCUACAAUGUGUUUAUUACUUCUAGAUUUUUUGUUUAGAUUCAAACUCAAAAGUUAUAUGUCACCUUUUAGGGCCAGCCAACGUGAUGUCAAAAAUCAUUCCCUUUGGAUGUUUAUGGAUGCUGCAGAUUCUCUGUUUGUGGUAAGGUCAUAAAUUAUCAUAUUUUACACACUUGCAAAGCGUUCAUGGUCGAUCCUGCUUGAACACACAAAAAUGUGAGAAUAUUGUGUGUUCUUUCUAGUGUGAUCCCUAUUUUACGUUGGCGUCCUUGUCCGUAGGUUUUAUAUAUUUUCAUUUAUUACGUCUGCUUCCCAAGAAGGCCUAAAGAAAUAAGAACCCCUCCUUCCCAAAGGGCUAACAAGGGAUCAUAUUUUUAUGUCCAUUACUCCGGAACCGUUUUCGAGUUUUUACGUCUUAUUUUAGAGGGUCCUUUUUUUUGGGAGUGGCGACUUUUAGACUGACUUUUCUUUGACUAAAACUAUCGUUUUUCCUGACAGAACGCCAAAGCCAGAGUUAUAGAAAGCACUGAGAGGAAACACAAGAAAAAGAAAGGAGAAAAGUCAGAGCAGUAAGUAGAAAAUGCUGGGAUAAUGCCAAACUACGAAAAGUCUCUCUUUUUUCUUGGUGCGUCGAGCAAAACGCGUGAGACACGAGAUGAGAGAGGCACGAAAAAGGGAGAGGCUACCCUCUUUUUCUUCUCGCGCAGCCGCCCUCGUUUUUUGCGUUUCGCGUCUCGCCGACGCGCACUCCCCUCACAAAAUCUGAAGAAAAUGAGAGACUGCUCACUGUAGAGUGCUGGUAAAAUUGUGGCAAAUGCUGAGAUCAUGGGUUGAUCAACAAACAAGUUAAUAAAUAUGCCAGAUCAACAUAAACAAAUUAGCAAAAAGCUACAAAAGGAUGAAUGAAUAAGUGAAUGACUGAACGAAUGCCGUCAAACUAAAACAAAAAGUGAUGAUAACAAGCGUUUGCGUGGGUAAAAAAACCUAAGGCGCAACAAAUAACUUUACAAACGUACCACAGAAAAAAAUAUGCGUAUUCGCGUCCAUAAACUAUCUGUAUAAAAAUGUAAGUACAAUUGAAAAAUAAAAAUUUGAUCGUUUAUUCAUUCACAUUAUGUUGUGAGAGUUAAUUUUUAAAAGUGUACGGGAAGACCGGUAGACACCUUACACAAAUGUAACUCAUCUUUGAUUUAUAUUUUUUUCAAUUGAUUAAUUUCAGAGAUUCCAGUAAUGACAAAGAUCGGGAAGGUAGGCGUUUCCUUUACUUGUUAUAAGAGACAAUGAAAGGCCUGAACGGUUUGUAGAAAAAAAUUUCGGCUUACUCAGUGAUUUUGUUACAAAUAGUUAUGGUGAGUCCUGGGACUCAUCUUGUGAAAAAUCAUGAGACCCAGUCCAGAACCAAUGAGUCCCAGUAAACAAAGAACGAGUCCGAAAUUGAAAAUGCUUGGGCGUUUAUGUAACCAUUAAUCUGAAGACACACUCUAAAACUGAAACUAAAACAGUGUACUGAUUAUAAAAUAGUCCUUCUAUUUUAAAGCACAACAAAGGCUAAAAGAAAGAUAAUGCGUGGUUAAACAACAGCCAUAAUAACUGCCACAGAAAUUUCACGAACGGGAUAUUUCUACAAAUACACUUGUUGAGAUCGAUCGAUCGAUGUUUGCAUCUUACGGCCGGGACGCAUUCCAUGAAUUAUGACAAGUUAAGAAAAAUACUUGGUUACGCGGUACAAAUUCGCAUAAACGUGAUGCAGACAUGCUUAACCUCUCUGAUAUGGUUACAGUGACGUCAUGUGAAAACGCUCAAUGGAGAAGAAUUGAAUUUAUUAGAUUUAACUGAACUUUGUUUUUGUUGUUUUACAGAAGAAUUUGUUCUUGAAGAGAGUCCUAAAUGGAAAUUACUUGCUGACGUCUUGGAGGAGAUAGAGCGUGAUGACGCCAAAACUGAAGAGAAACGUAAUAAUAUCUCUGUUUUGUUUGGCUUUCUGAAACCGCCCUUCGUUUUUGUUUUCUUGAUGGAACAUUAACGCAUUUUUGAACAAAGAUAUAAGCACGACUAUAAGGUUAGUGCAUAAAGGUAAACUCUGUCAAAAACUUCAGACGUUCGGGAAUUUCUCAUGACCAUUUCUUAUGCCAUGCUUUCUUAUGGAACCAAGUAUAUAAGUUUAUUUUAUGAUAACACGAUUGCGGAGUCUUUUUUUAGGUGUUUCGUUAUUCCUUCUAACUCAAAAUUUCGGCUGUAACUUCGAAACAGUUAUUUCUUUAGAAGGACUGACAAGAUACAUGACCUGGUCACGUGCCAGUCCUACGUUUCCUAGGGAGGUGGUUAGUGACUUUUGACCCAUGACGCAUGACACACUCUUGUCCAAUCGGAAAACGCGCUUGAGUUUUGAUGUAUUAUAACUCGGCCCCUAACAUUGCAUGGAUUAACAAGGACUUUCUAUAGAGUUACUUACAUGAACAGCUCACUUUUUGUGUGUCUUUUUUCCAUGUUUCUUUAGUCGGUCCUGGCCAUGUCCUGAUUGCUGCAUACGACGAAAGAACUUGUUCGCAACUCAGAGACGUAAGUUGCACUACUUGUAACAUAUCAAACGCUAUGAAGCGUGUUUCUUGAUUAUAUCCAAAAAAUCAGAAGUGGUUUAGAAAUGUAUUCUUCUUAUAAGAGUGUCUUAAGACUGACCACCUAACUUAUCUCCCACUCAAUCUUGCGAUUAAAUUUUCUUGAAGCGAUUUCUAUAAUAUUGCUUUGCGUCUGACUUUACUUCCUGAAGUGCAGCUUAAAUAAUUCUCCGCUUAUUAAAAUAUUUUCUCUUAAUGUAGUUCCUGUGUGAUGGAGGCGAGGCUGUGCUGAAACGACUCUACAACAAAAUGUUUAAGAAUUCAGCAACUGUGGCUGAACCCUCAGAAACAGGUAUCACAAAUGCAAAAGGUUUCCAGUUUAUCCUUACGAGAAACAAAUGUUGCGAACGCAGAUUUUGUUUCUUGAAAGCAAGUAAUGUAUUUAAACCCAAUGGAAAACUUCCUCUUUUUCACCGAUGCAACAACGUUUCCAAGUUUAACUAGGCCCGAUACGUUUAAUUAACCUAAAGCUGUUAAUUAACUUUCUUACCUACUUGUUUUCUCAAGUUUCCUUAAGCGCUGAGACACUACGAGGCGAGGAUGAAGCAGAAUGUUCCGAAAACGUGGUAAGCUUUUCACCGAUUAGACAAAUGUAAACACUUAAUGAAUGGACAAAAUUAACUAAAUUCCAAGAAAAGAACAUUCACUAAGUGAUUUGCUAAAUGUCUACCUUCGUGUAAAUAAUUACGAAAGUAAACUUCUGAAAAUGGUCUGGAGCAUACGCAGUGAACAUUGCAUUGUUACCCUCUGACGUCAGAGAUUUUGCGAUGUUACCUGUUCAUAGACUUUUUGCGGGAAACAGUCUUGUUGUGAAGUGUUAUGUGACCUCGAAGUAACCAACGAGAGCCCAACUGUCGUCGAAAUAAUUCCAGCUAAAUAACAGUUGUUUACCAUUCACUAGGACAAACCGUUGUCCGUAAAAAUUGUACCCCACUCUCAAGUAUACUCAUUAAUAGUUACUUAUCAAUAUACUCAUAAAUAGUUACUCAUAAAAAUAUUCAUUAAAUAUUUAAUUAAACAUGACAUAAAUAGUUAUAUACUUUUAACUAGUUACCGAUACUGAUAUGAUGUUGGGGAUACGCGAACUAUAAACAAUUCCUUUCAAAUUUUACAGAAUUUUCCGGCGACGUCGCGUGGUCGUAAAGCCAGAGCUAAUGCCGGAGAAAAAGGGAAAAGAAAAGGAAAACAAACAACGUCCAAGAAACCUGUCCAAGCAGAUGACAUUGAUGAAUGGUAAAUAAUUAACAGUUAAUGAAUGAGGCUGAGUAUCUUAUGAAGAAUUAUGGAGAUCGCCCUUCGAGUUGUCUUCUUGCUGUUCUUGCCAUGUUUUUAGCUAUUUUUUCACCUAGUUCUUACUCUUGAAACGAGUGAAAUGUCCGCCAUUUUUUCAAGUUCACAACCAAAACAACUCAACCUCGUCCUCAGGUCUUCUCGGUUAACGGUGCCUUAACCUGCGAAAACGCUGCAUUUUUGAGGUCAUUUCCUCGUUAAAGUCAAAUUUCUUCCAAAUUCGGUCAUCAGUAACUGGUUUUGGUGAAUUGAACGUGUGCUUUUAGCCAAUCAGAAUCGUGGAAAUAUUUUGAAUGAAUAAUAAUUGUUUUUAAUUUGAUUCUUACGGAACAAAUAACACUUAGUGUAUAAUUAAAAACGGUCAUGGCUAUAUGAACUGACAUCCUGACUUUUUCUCCUUUCCAAUUAGUCCACCAACAGAACAAUUGUUCAAAGGUAAUUUGAAAUGGUCAUUUAUUUGUCAUCCCCGAUAAGGCGCGAUUUUCUUAUCGUUGUGCUCAAAGCUCAAGCUUAUUUUUUGUUCUGUUUUUCGCUUUGAAGGGUCAAGAUCAAAUGUCAUCUUGAGAGUGAGUACAAACCAGUCUACUGGAAAUUUGACGUUAACUUUGCACACGAAAUAUAAGAAUUAAUACUUUAAGAAAUGAUUUAAAUUAAAUACUGAACACACUCUUUAGGUAUAGCUCUAAUCCUAUAACGGUCCUGACUCAUUGCACCAUGAAAUUGCUGUUUAGCGGCUUUAGGCUAGUAGAACGGUAUCUCAGGCAGGUUUCUUUUUCUUCGCAAACAGACUCGUGGCAAGCCAAGUUUGGUAAAUUUUUUAAAAAAGGGAAAUGAAGUAAUUAAAUGAUUGGCUAACUCUUCAGAGACACGCGCGCACAUGUAAACUGCGGCAACAUAAUUUUUUUUGUUUGGGGAUUUUCGGUUCGUGGAGAUCAUUAUUGCUUUUUAUUUCUUUAGCCAGGUGAUCAGGAGAACAAGGAAACAGAGGAAGAUUCACGGCAGAUAAAACUUUUGACUUCACGAGUUGUUAUCAUUCACCCUUUAACAGGAUGCAGGUGAACCACUUUAAACGUAUCACGCUUUACGUUCUACUCGUGAGUUAGAGAGCGGGUGGUCAGGUAGGGUAGGGAGGGGAGUCAGAGGGUACCCCCUGUCCGUGUAGGGAGCUUCAUUGAGGUAGAUGGCAUAUUGGCCAUUUUAAUGGUGCGAAGUUUGAGAGCAGGUGGUGGGGUAGAGUGGGGAGAGGAGAAUGAGGGAGCCCCCUGUCCGUGUUAGGGAGCGGAGGAAGGUAGCACGUCGGCCAUUUUGAGGUUGUGGAGCUAGAGACCAGUGGGUGGGGUAGAGUGGGUAGAGGAGACGGAGGGCACCCCUGUCCGUAUAAGUGACCGGAGGAAGGUAGCACGUCGGCCAUUUUGAGGUUUCGGAGUUUGAGAGCAGUUAGUGGGGUGGAGAAAGAAAGCCGUAGGAGUUCCUGUCCUUGUAAGACAGCUUUCUUGAGGGAGGUAGUUCAUGUUACGCUUGGGACUUCAAAACAUUCCUCAAAUAGGGGCAACUUCGGAGAACAAAACAAUACCCCUCCCCUUCCCCUUCAUUCAAAAAUGGGGCGUUUUCUGCAAGUAACUCUAACAGUGGCUCAACAUUGCUUGGAGGGGGUGGAGGUAGGAAAAUUUCAUUUUACCCUUAUUAGGUCAGCUUAACGUCAAAAAGGUCGUUUUGGGCAACAUAUCUCACCUAAUUUUGUCGCUGAUUGUAGGUCAGUGUUGCGUUCAUUCGCACUCUUAGACGUUUCCUUGCUCAACCUCCAUAAUGUGUUAAAUUAACUAGCUGUAUUUGGUUCUCUUUAUUUGCUAGCGAUCGCUACAGUUUGCUGAGGACUCUUAAUGAAGUCGAACCUCGAUAUGUGGUGCUCUACGACGCACAGAUGCAGUUUAUACGUCAGCUAGAGGUAGUUUUUAUUAACUGUCCAGUAUAACUUCCUUGUAAUUUUACCAUUUCUUAACGUUCAGCACAGAUAGAUAAGUGAGUUUCUUAUCCUAGACUAACUUGCACAGCUUAAUGAUCAGGUGUACAGGAAAGUACAGCUUGGUAGCUUUAAUCUAAGACGUUAGAUUUCAUCCACGAAAAGUCAUGACAGAGUACUAACUUCAGAUGUAACACGCUUACGAGAUAUCCAUUUGUUUGUCUUCAGGUUUUUAAGGCCUCAAGACCUGGAAUUCCAUUGCGAGUAUAUUUUCUCAUUUACUCUGGCUCUGUCGAGGAACAGGUAUCUUUGAGUUACGCCCAGUUCAAACGUCGCAUUUCACAUGUGCCGAAAAUAAAUACUGAAAGCUAAUGAGGAAAAUCUAUUCUUCUUGAAUUUUUUAUAUUCUGAUUUUUUGAUGCUAUAGGUAAGUUUGAUUUAUGUCGUUAGUUAUCGUUAUGUAUUAUAAAUUUUUAGAAAUGUCAGACCAAGGUAUGUUCACUCUUUUCUAUGAUUUUACUCUUUUGUAAUUUUAAUUUUGUUUAUUUUCUCCUCAGAAAUACUUAACUACACUACGCAAAGAAAAAGAAGCGUUCGAGACUCUGAUCAAAGAUAAAGGAGUAAGUUUUCCGCAAUUUAAUAAGACUGCAUACUUAAAAGCUCGAGAAUGUAAUGAAUCUGAAGCUAUAAAACAACAAUGCAACCAUAGCUUCCAUACUAAUCGUCACGUUACAGCGGUCACAAUAAGACUUCGUUGAAGUUCUCAUUACUAGAACAGCUCCUCUACUGUAAAAACCAAGCCAGUUACAGAAAACGCAGAUAAUCCAACAAACCAAUCGGAAUUUAAAAAAAAUACAUGUAGCGGGCGCCAAACGCGGGAACCCUCUUGUGAACAAGUCACGAAUGGUCUUUGAUUGGUCGAAAAAGUGGCGCCAGACUUUUUAGCCAUUCGCGUCGCGUAUGACUGCAAAAUCGAAAGCAUUACUUCGACUAAGAAUCGCUCUCUGAGCGUAAAAAUGAGCUUAUCUGGGGUGUUCUUGUUUGUAGACCAUGGUUGUCCCAGAAGAGCGCGAAGGACGAACAGGGGCAGCCAUGAUGUUGAGUAGAGACCCAUCUAAAGCCACUGAUGCUGUAAACACGCGAAAAGCAGGAGGGCAG
Messenger RNA from Porites evermanni, 20688 nucleotides. The record is from the annotation of a GenBank genome assembly. Lineage: Eukaryota; Metazoa; Cnidaria; Anthozoa; Scleractinia; Poritidae.